Molecule: messenger RNA, 1287 nt
Organism: Penicillium maclennaniae
Lineage: Eukaryota; Fungi; Ascomycota; Eurotiomycetes; Eurotiales; Aspergillaceae
Exons: 1
Coding region: 1-1287 (428 amino acids)
Biological process (GO): phospholipid catabolic process
Molecular function (GO): hydrolase activity, acting on ester bonds
Source: RefSeq, a predicted model, not a curated record
AUGCGUUUUUCCACCAAGGCUGCUGUGAUGGCCCUCGUGCCCUUAGUCUCUGCUCAGUAUAAUCUACCGGAUGACAAGGUUCCUUACCAGGGUGGUAAUACGUUCAAGACGAACGAUUCUGAGCUUGCAAGCUACACUUUCACCUACAAGGCUCCCUUCGAGGCUGAGCAGUAUGGCGGAUACUACACCUGGGCAGUCAACAAUAACACCGUUGCCGGCUCCAACUUUACUGGUCCUCAUAUGGAACCCGGCUACAACUACUUGCCUGAUGGGUCUCUGACAAGCUAUUCUUAUUUUAUCAUCAAUGAGGGCAAUCCCAAGCCAAUCAAAGAAUCAAAGCUUUUCAAUGAGCGCCUUUCGGCGCGCAUCCAUCCGCGCGAUUUCUGCGCCAAUGGCAACAUCAACGAGGGCAAGGUCAAAAAGAUCCUUCACGUUAUCUUCGAGAAUGAGGUUUUCAGCUGGACCAUGGCGUCUCCCUACUGGCAAAUGCUUGCCACCAAGGGCAAGUCUUUGACCAACUUCCACGCCAUCAUCCACCCGUCGUUGCCCAACUAUGCUGCUGUUGUGGCCGGCGACUUCGUCGGCUUGGCAAACGAGCACUUCUACAACGUGAACACCACCACCAUCUAUGAUCUUCUCGAUGUCGCAAAUGUUUCCUAUGCCUCUUACAACGAGUGGUACAACCCUACCGAGACUCAUCGUGGCCCGAACGAUUGCAACAACUACAUUUUCAACGGCCCCUACGAUAACACUAACCCCAACUGGUCUUCCCAACUUUACCGCCGCCUGGAUGUACCAGCUCUACUUUUCAACACCUAUACCUCCAGUUACGAGCGUUGUGCUCAGCUGUUCGAUGCCAACGUCACGUUCGCUAAGCAUGUGAAUGCCCAUACUUUGCCCGAGUACUCAUACUACAUUCCUGACAUGCUCCACACUGCCCAUGACCCUGAGUCGAAUAGCGUCUACAUAGACCAGCCAACUUGCAGUGCCCUUUGGUCCAAGUCGUGGCUCGACCUGUACCUGCCUGAGCUUGAAGCCCAGGGCACUCUUGUGAUUGCUACUUUCGACGAGGCCACCUGGCAGACCGAUGAUGACACCAGCCCCAACAACCAUAAUCACAUUGUCACCAUGCUGUUUGGCGCUGGUGUUACCCCCAGUACCAAGGACGAUACCUAUAUUACUACUUACGGUCUUCUUCGCGGUGCUAUUCAGAAUUUCGGUCUGGGAUCUCUCGACCGUAACGACACCAACCCUACUAACGGCAAUCUGUACGAUCUGAUCUACUGA